Pseudovirgaria hyperparasitica is the source of this 2742-nucleotide messenger RNA. RefSeq names its product beta-glucan synthesis-associated. The transcript has 2 exons. Gene Ontology annotation, cellular component: endoplasmic reticulum membrane; plasma membrane. The coding region runs from base 139 to 2436 and encodes 765 amino acids. Gene Ontology annotation, biological process: (1->6)-beta-D-glucan biosynthetic process; fungal-type cell wall organization. The record is from RefSeq and is a predicted model, not a curated record. Gene Ontology annotation, molecular function: glucosidase activity. Lineage: Eukaryota; Fungi; Ascomycota; Dothideomycetes; Acrospermales; Acrospermaceae.
UGAGAUCGCCCCUUCUUACCGUCGACUCCUCGAAACUGCCCGGAUACAUAACUUCGCCCUUCUCCACUACGUCGACCCAUUUUCGCGCAACGCGACCUCAAAGCCGGUCGUAAAUUUUUUUCCGUAUAUUUCAACAAUAUGUCUCCUCUUCAGCGACCCCCAGCUCCGCGAUUGGACAGUGAUGCAGACAUGCGAUCGACUGACAGACUAAAUUCUCAAUCCGGCCGAUCCGCAAGUAGUCUGAACGCUGAAGUAGCCUCAUCGCGUCUCAGGAGUGAACUACAGCGGCCCCACCUGUCAGCUUCCACAUCUCCAAGCGCAAGUUCGACCAGUCUUGCGCCUCACGAUCAUCAACAUUCCUCUCCCUCAUCUUCCGAAUCUAUACCCCCGAUCAAUUCGUUCGCAUAUAAUCCAUGCCCUACCGAGUCUGGAAAUAGUGUACGAAGUAGCAGUGAAAGUCGGAGUAGCGAUGAUGGCAGUUCUGCCGAUUAUAUAAAUAUUUCAAAGUCACAAGCCGCCCAGCUCAGUCUUCCACCGUCUCGACGAGGCCACCACGAAAGGCCCUUAAGUCGGAGACCGGGUAUAGGUCCGAUCCAGGAACAGUCACCCUAUCUGAAAGCGACUCCACCGAUGAGUGUGAGAGAUUUAGGUUCUGACUACACUCGCUAUUUCAAUCCAUUUUCUGAUAGCAGAAGAAGCUCCUGGGUCUCGCUCGGGGGAGCAUCUACGCCUCUCGCCGCUCGGUCGACUGGCAGCCUGUCUCUUUCUAGUACUCCGCUUGUUACCCCUGGUCUUGGAAUUCUCGCUGCGAGUUCUACCUCGAAGCUUGUAUCCACGGAUUUCUACAAUGAGAAGUCGUUCUCGCCGUGGAUGGAUGAUCGUCUUGCUGCGCCCUUUAGUGAUAACGGCGGUUACAAGUUUCCUUUGUUCAAUGACGAAAAGGAAGACGACGAUGACAUGCACAUGCCCAUGGCCGAUGACGAUAUUAGACUAAAGCCGAGCUGGCGCGACCAUCUCAGCCGCGAGAACAUCGCAUCAACCGUAGGCUUAGCUAUGAUGCUGACGGGUCUCUUGUUCGUCUUUGUUGCCAUGCCUGCUUUAAGUUACAGGGGAAUAUGGUCAUGGGGUAGUACUUAUCGCGGCGAGGAGUAUCCAAAACCCGAACCCUGGGCGAUAGUUAACAACAAAACCUACCCUAUAUUAAGCAAUGUGCGCCGCACACUCAUCGAUCCGGAUACCCCAGAAGAUGCCAAAACCCGCACAGAUAUUAACGGAGACGAGCUUAUCCUUGUGUUCAGUGAUGAGUUCAACGAACCGAAUCGUACCUUCUAUCCUGGAGAUGAUCCUUAUUUCUUCGCACCAGAUUUCUGGUACGGAGCAACAAUGGAUCUGGAAUGGUACGAUCCGGACGCGGCGACCACGUGGGAUGGUACACUCGAGCUGCAGAUGGACCAGUUUCCGAAUCACGGCCUUAAUUUGCGUUCUGGAAUGCUUAACACAUGGAAUCAGCUCUGCUUUAAGGGUGGUGUUUUUGAAGUCUCCAUUUCACUUCCAGGCCCGGGCGGAGUCAUGGGAUAUUGGCCAGGUGCGUGGGCCAUGGGUAACCUUGGGCGACCUGGGUAUAUGGCCACGACUGACGGUCUGUGGCCCUAUACAUACAACGAUUGUGACGCGGGUAUCACCCCAAAUCAGUCUAUGGCCGAUGGAACCUCGCGCCUUCCUGGCCAGCGCUUGAACUCAUGUACAUGCAAAGGAGAAGACCAUCCUACGCCUGGGACUGGUCGAGGUGCUCCCGAAAUCGACAUUUUAGAGGGUAGCACCAAUGGCCGAGGCCUUGGGGUCGUGACUCAGUCCUUUCAGGUAGCACCUUUCGAUAUUUUCUACUACGCCGACUACGAUUACCUUGAAUACCCUGAUUACAGCCUUAGUUUCCCAAACACAUGGACUGGGGGUCCAUUCCAGCAAGCCGUAUCCGCCACAAGUAAUUUGAACAACAACUGGUAUGAUGGGAAACAGUACCAGAAGUAUGCCUUCGAAUACGUACCAGGAUCAGGAGAGUCUUCGUAUAUAGCUUGGUAUAUCGGGGAUGACGUCACCUUCAAGAUGAAUGCUGAUGCGGUACGUCCAAACGGAAACUCCGGGCAGCGCAUCGUUGCUGAAGAGCCAAUGUCUUUGGUCCUUAACUUCGGUAUGAGUACUAACUGGGCCUUCAUUGACUGGGAGCAUCUUGUGUUCCCCGCAGUCAUGCGUGUUGAUUAUGUCCGGUGGUACCAACCAAAGGGGAGCCAAAGUGUGACUUGCGAUCCGCCUGGGUUUGAGACCACAGAGUACAUUGCGAAUCACCCAGAGGCCUACAACAAUAUCAACAAGACGCUUUGGAGUCAGACUAGCUACAAAUGGCCGAAGAACACACUUAUGGAUGGUUGCGAAACGUAGAUCGUGGUAGGCUAGUUGCAUCCAACCCCGGUCUACAACUUCUUACCAGUGGUAUUAUACUACGUUCACUCCUGGCGAUCCAGAUGGAUGUUAUCGAUAGGACAGAAGCACUACAUUAUCGACCUUGCUUUGGGUUCACCUGAACUAACAUGGUGGUACACAUACAUACCGCGUCUCCUGAACCAAAUUUUUUUAUGGCGCAUACGACUUGAUCUUAUAGACACCAAAAUAAUUGAUGGGAAACCUAGAGGGAAAGGUAUUCCGGUUAGACGCUAUCGGAAUGGUUUAGACUUGGACUGUGACGGA